CGAACAUCUUAAAAGAACACAUCUUCCAUGAAGAACUUGGGAGCUCUUUCGGUUAUUUUCCUCUUGUUGAAACCUGCCAGAGCUCAAAACCCAGUAGGCUCUAGCCCUGACCCAGAAACGAUCCAUCCUGUACAUCCUAGCAUGGUAGUCAUCGUUGGUGUACUGGCUAUGAUGUUAUCUCUAACAUUCCUCGUCCUCGCAUACGCGAAAUUCUGUCACCGAAACCCUUCCAGUCCUCCAUAUUCUGACACCCGAAACGACCAAGGCCUCAACAGGUCGAGGCCCCGGUUCUCUGGGAUCGACCAGAAUGUCAUUGACUCGCUCCCUCUCUUUAGGUUCUCCUCGCUGAGGGGCUCGAAAGAAGGCCUAGAGUGUGCGGUUUGCAUCAACAAGUUCGAAGACUCAGAGACCCUACGCCUGUUGCCGCAGUGCAAGCAUGCCUUCCACUCGAACUGCAUCGACCAGUGGCUCAAGAGCCACUCUAGCUGUCCACUCUGCCGGGACAAGUUCAAUCCUAGGGACCUCACGAACUUCGCUUAUUCAUUGAGCCUGAGAUUCUCACAGUGGAUUCCGUCAAAUUUGUCAGAGGAUGCAAAUCUCGAGCUCAUCGUGCAGAGAGAAGCGGAUAACGACCAUGGUUCAUCCCGAUAUAGUGACAGAAUCAGCUUCCGUUAUUCAGAAAAGGGGCCGAAUCUCGGAGAAGAAUGCUUGAAUGAGGAGAGUGGAAACUGUGGGAGAGAUCAGAAGCUACUCCACAAAUUCAAGCACAAGAUCAUCAUCUCUGAUGUCGUUACUAAGAGCCGGUGGAGCGACGUCAAUUCUUCAGACUUGCUCUUCUUGAACUCUGAAUUGAUCAAUGUCUUCUCGAGCAGAAGAUUCGCGGACACGGAAUCUAGGAGCGGGAGGUUCAAUGGUGAUUUUACAUUGAACGAGCACUUGGCCAAGAUUAAGGAGGACAUAGAGCGGAAGAGGUUGUUUCAGUCCAAGGUUGGCACAAUCGCUAGUUCAAGCAAUGUGCUUGUCAAUCCUGGAGAGAAUUCAUUAGUGCUAAUGAACAAUCCUGCUGAGAAACGAUCGAUGUCCGAGAUCGUCAACCUUUCAAGGUUCGCAUUCAGUUCAAAGCGCAGAAACAAAGAAGGUCCGGGAAAUGAUAAUGGAAGGGAAGAGAGAAUGAGACAGCUUUGGUUGCCGAUGGUAUGCCGGACCGUUCAAUGGUUUGCUGGUCGAGAAAGGGACUCGCGAGAGGUGGAGGAGAAAGCUCGCAGAUCCAACAUCGAAGAUAUUUUGUAAAUUCUUUUGCCUAAUUGAUACAAGUUAUGUAGUAUUAAACAUUUGUGAAUCACACAUAUGGUUUCAUAGAUUAUUGCAUUAUGCAUUUCUCAUUCCCU
Messenger RNA from Rhodamnia argentea, 1388 nucleotides. Its product is annotated as E3 ubiquitin-protein ligase ATL42-like. The transcript has a single exon. The record is from RefSeq and is a predicted model, not a curated record. Lineage: Eukaryota; Viridiplantae; Streptophyta; Magnoliopsida; Myrtales; Myrtaceae. Bases 28 to 1290 code for a protein of 420 amino acids.